This is a messenger RNA of Dermacentor silvarum, 2380 nucleotides long. RefSeq lists its product as uncharacterized. The coding region runs from base 54 to 1445 and encodes 463 amino acids. The record is from RefSeq and is a predicted model, not a curated record. NCBI's taxonomy places the organism in Eukaryota, Metazoa, Arthropoda, Arachnida, Ixodida, Ixodidae. The transcript has 7 exons.
CUCCAAAGGUGGUCCAAAAGGCCGAUAGCAGAGUGCUGCGACCCUUGACUACAAUGUUGAAUGCACAGCAGAGUGCUGUGAACAGUACUGUCACAAGCACACCACUUGCAAGUCCCAUUGCAGUACAAAAUGACCAAGGCAAUGAGUCACAUAUGUCUCAUUGCACAAUAAAUGAUUCAGGCCCAACAAUGCUGCAACAAGUACCAGCUGCAACUGUACCACAAGAUGCUGAUACUGCAGCUGACAUAUUUCACCCACCAUCCAUGCCAUCACCUGAGGUAGGCAGGGCCCCAGUCUCAGCUGAAACUGGUUCUACUGCUGGAGCUGCAGUGGAUGGCGCAUCCUAUGUGAAGUUCUCUGAGGCUGGUGUUCAAGCCACCACUUCGACGGCUGAAGCUUCAGUGAACACCACGUCAUUGCUAAAGGACGCUGAAACCCAAACAGAUAUCACAAGCAGUGCAUUAAACAGCUUCGAAGGCGACAACCAGGCCCUACGUGCAGAGCUAAACGAAGUGAAGGGCUCUUUGCGUAGACUUCAGUUGUCUAAAGCUUCAUUGGAGCAAGACGACAACCGUGUAAAAUUUUACACUGGCCUACCAAGCUACACAGUUUUGAUAGCGCUGUUUGCGCUUCUCGAGAGUGGUGUGUCGCACAGCGCAAACAAUGUGCUUACUAAGUUCGAAGAGCUUGUGCUCACACUUGUGAGGCUGCGACUAGGAGUGCCCUUGCAGGACCUGGCGUAUAGAUUUGAGGUCAGCCAAGCCACAGCAACACGAGUAGUCAACCGGUGGAUCGCGGCCAUGCAUGUACGACUAAAACAGCUGGUGGACUGGCCCAGUCGUGAACAAUUGCAGCAGACCAUGCCAAUGGCCUUCAGAAAAGCAUUUGGCACGAGUGUGGCAGUCAUUAUAGACUGCUUCGAGAUAUUCAUUGAGCGCCCUUCGUCAAUGCUCCCUAGGUCACAGACGUGGUCGCGGUAUAAGCACCACAACACGGCAAAAUAUCUGAUAGGAAUAGCACCUCAGGGAGCAAUCACUUUCAUUUCCAAAGGGUGGGGAGGCAGGACAAGCGACAAGCUUAUAACAGAGUCGAGUGGAAUGUUGAACCACCUUCUCCCAGGUGACACGGUGCUCGCCGACAGAGGACUCACGAUUGGUGAUGCCGUAGGCAUUCAUCGUGCAUGCCUUGAGGUUCCUGCAUUCACAAGGGGCAAACCUCAGCUAUCAGCCUGGGAGGUUGAAAAAACUAGGAAAAUUGCGAAUGUGCGCAUCCACGUGGAACGUGUGAUAGGUUUGCUGAGGCGAAAGUACAAAAUUCUUUCAAGCACCAUCCCUAUUGAUCUGCUAGCAGUGCGAAGCGAGGACACUCUAACACAACUUGACAAAAUUGUUGCGGUGUGUGCUGCGCUGACAAAUCUGAGCAAAUCGGUUGUGCCUGUUGACUGAUCUGGAUGCGCCAAAUCUAAAUUUUACUUAAAGGGGUUGAGACACCAAAUUUUGAGGGUAUAAAAGGCCUGCUGCAGGCUUCCUCUGUAUGAAAGGACACUCAACAUGAAGUGUUCGACACAGCAAACGUGUUAAAUAUAUUUUAAUUUGCUUCCAAAGAGUGCCUAAAUGCUCGUUCUCGCGAUCGAGACCCAUCGCUAGCGCGAUUAACACCGACGUCACUGUGUUGGAAGCGUAACGUGUUUUAGUGACGUCAUACCACAUUAGAGCGACGUACGAUGAGCGGUUACCCACAGCACGGGGCAAGCCUCGAGUCUAGAGUGCAGUAUAAGCUGCAUCGGACGAAGACGCAGUCGGAAUCGGAGCUGCCGCAGCUAGCGAUGGCAACUGUCGGCGUGGGUUUGUUUGCUUGCGCUGGUACAAAACGUGUGUGCGAGAGCAGACGGUGCAGCAGUGCGUGCGUCACAGCCUUGUGGGCCCACGUGACCAAGCUUCCUAGCCAGUGACGUCACUGUCCAACUCGGCGCCGAGGAACCGAAAUUGGUGCACAUAAAUAAUGCGAUAUUAAAUUAUUUACCAAGAAUAUAUGAUCCUUCCAGCGUGUAUCAUGCUUUAUGGAGCAAUAAGAAACGUUUGAAACAAACAACGCGCAAGCCACAAAUUUGAUGUCUCAACCCCUUUAAAUGAAGGGGCCCUGCCACACCUAAGGAUCUGCCAUGUACUGCAACGGAAACAACUGCUGGUGUAAUGAAGCAGAGGCCGCCCCUGUGUAUGUGCCAACUGAAGAGGAAGACGAAGUAUCGUGCCGUGAUCGCGAGUGAGCCCCGUGCUACGAAAAGCCCUUGCAGUGCCUACCUUUACGUAACGUUAUUGCAACGUUAUCGGCAACAAUAAACCUCGUCGCACUGGAAAUAAAGUUAAUCUUUCCACCUAAA